CAGAAACAAAGUUUCGAACAAAUCAAUAAAACGGAAACGUGAGAGAGCGCUGCGCAAAAGAGAAAAUAAAAGCGAACGCAAUCGACCAACGCAUAGAAGAAAACAAGGCGCCUGCCAGCCAGCCAAAGCCAAGAAUUCCACAUUUACACACCUCAACCUCAACCUCACACUGCACUGCACUGUCACAUUCCCAAGUAAAGCUGCCAUGAGUUAAGAUCAAGAUGCGAGUCCAGGACCUGCCGCUUGCCAUCGCUUUAAUCGGCGCUUGUAUGCCGCUAACCGCCGCCUGCUCCUCGCGUGCCAUUGCCAAGCCGCGGCCAACAGCUGCGCCGAUCUUGCCGCCGGAUAAUGUCGAGAUAUCCACGACUCCCCGGCCAAAUGUCACCUUUCCGAUCUACGCCUGUCCGCCCACAUAUGCUGCCUGGUAUUGCCUGAACGAUGCCACCUGCUUUACGGUGGAGAUCCACAACGAAAUCCUGUACAACUGUGAGUGUGCCUUGGGUUUUAUGGGCCCGAGGUGUGAGUACAAGGAAAUAGAUGGCUCCUACCUGCCCACCAGGAAUCGGGUGAUGCUCGAAAAGGCCAGCAUUGUGAGCGGAGCCACGCUGGCCCUCCUGUUCAUGGCCAUGUGCUGUGUGAUCUUGUACCUGCGACACGAGAAGCUGCAGAAGCAGAAGCUGCACGACAGCACCACCACCACCACCACCACGGACGGUGGCUGCCAGAACGAGGGAAUGGACGAGGUGGAUGGUUUGCGACCCUUGCGCCCAGCGAGACGUCCCUUUGGCCCCUGCCGCAUCCUAUCGCUGGAGGAGGCCCACCUGCAAGCAGUGGCCUCCAAUCGCCCCAGGCACUGCAACUAACAUGCCCGCUGAUUUGUUUUUGAAUGUCUAACAUGUCCAACUUUUUAAUUCAACUGUUUAACGAAACUAUUCUUUUAAUCAUCCAAUCGAGAUGGCUGCUGGAAUGCUGUAGCUCUAAGUGCCUAAUGACGUGCCUUCAAACACUUUAGACCAAGUAUUAACGAACGAAAACUGUUUGCUCAGAGAGAGAAAAAAAAAAGAAAACUAGAUAUAAUGCAAUGCAAUUUUGGCAGCUAGCCGCCCAUUUAUUUAUUAUACACCUAACUUUAUUAAACGACGCGUAAACUAUUAACGUUAAUAAAAGCCAAACUAAACGACAA
Molecule: messenger RNA, 1183 nt
Organism: Drosophila elegans
Lineage: Eukaryota; Metazoa; Arthropoda; Insecta; Diptera; Drosophilidae
Product: protein spitz
Exons: 2
Coding region: 222-863 (213 amino acids)
Biological process (GO): epidermal growth factor receptor signaling pathway
Molecular function (GO): epidermal growth factor receptor binding; receptor ligand activity
Source: RefSeq, a predicted model, not a curated record